Messenger RNA from Hirsutella rhossiliensis, 999 nucleotides. RefSeq names its product glycosyltransferase sugar-binding containing DXD motif domain-containing protein. The record is from RefSeq and is a predicted model, not a curated record. The coding region runs from base 1 to 999 and encodes 332 amino acids. Gene Ontology annotation, cellular component: mannan polymerase complex. Gene Ontology annotation, molecular function: alpha-1,6-mannosyltransferase activity. NCBI's taxonomy places the organism in Eukaryota, Fungi, Ascomycota, Sordariomycetes, Hypocreales, Ophiocordycipitaceae. Gene Ontology annotation, biological process: protein N-linked glycosylation. The transcript has a single exon.
AUGGCGGCCAAGACCAAAUUUUACAAUCUGCUCUGGCGCGUCGGAGUCGGAGUCUGUAUUAUCGUUCUACUCGCGAACUUCCGACUCCAUAGCGAUCCUCCAUCAAAUAUCGAGCACACAUUAUCCCAUAUCUCGACAAAUCAAGAUACGCAGCAAGCGACCGUCAACUCUCUCCAGGCAUCUUCACUAUCAACAACGAGUACUACCAUUUCAAGCGUGCCUGGCACAAUCCCCGGCAUUCCGGGCAAGGUGUGGCAGUCAGCGAAAGACCGCAAUUUCACCAAUGACCAACAAACUAUCAUUGAUAGCUGGCUGCAGAAGAAUCCUAACUUCCGGUACGAGCUCCUGACCGACCAGUCCGCCGAGAAUUACGUUAUAGCGCGUUAUAACGAGUCACGCCCCGAUAUCGUCGCCUUAUACCUGGCACUGCCCAUUGCCAUUCUCAGAGCAGACUUGCUGCGCUAUCUGAUCUUGCUGUCUGAGGGGGGAAUUUGGAGUGAUAUCGAUGUUACCUGUGAGGUAGGCGUCGGUCACUGGCUGCCUGCUGAGAUAUAUCACACCGCACCGAACAUCAGCUUGAUAGUUGGCCUCGAGUUCGAUAUCCCAUCCGACGAGGCUCGCCCUGUUUACUCGCAACUAACGAAUUGGGUAUUUGCUGCUCGACCAGGCUCGUCGCACCUAUUGUAUGUCGUCAAUUCCGUCGUCAAAGAGCUAUAUAAUAUCGCUACAGAGAACGGCGUCCCACCGAGCGGUAUGGGGGAAAAGCUGAGUCGAAUGGUGGACGACCGGGAUAUUGCUGGUAUAAAGAAGCCGCGCUUUGUGGGCGACGUGCUAGUCAUGCCAGGCGCUGCGUUUGCUGCGUUACAGAAUGGAUUUCCCCAGGAUCAAGUGGAGCCACUUGUGAGCCAUCAUUAUGCCGGCUCGUGGAAAGGUCCGGCGGAUGAAGCAAGGGAGAAGCGCAAAAAGAACAAAGGAGAAGAGCGGAAGAAGGUGGAAUAG